Molecule: messenger RNA, 1877 nt
Organism: Onychostoma macrolepis
Lineage: Eukaryota; Metazoa; Chordata; Actinopteri; Cypriniformes; Cyprinidae
Exons: 9
Coding region: 146-1576 (476 amino acids)
Source: RefSeq, a predicted model, not a curated record
CUCUCUACCUCUGGAGGUGGAAUAUCAGGAUAAAAACACCUACAGCUGUGUGCUCAACAAUCCCGUUGGCAACCAGACCAGACAUCUGGACAUCAGCGAACUCUGUCACACAUGUUCAGUUGUGUUUAGUGAGUCAGUGUCAGUGAUGGAGGGACAUUCUGUCACUCUAAACACUGAUGUUACUGAAAUAUCUGAAGAUGAUGACAUACUGUGGAAAUUCGAUGCUGACAACUAUCUUUUAGCUGAAAUCAGUAGAGAGAAACAAAUCUUCUAUACAUAUAAUGGUACUGAUGGUAAAUUCAGAGACAAACUGAAGGUGGAUGAUCAAACUGGAUCUCUGACCAUCACAAACAUCACAUUUGAACAUGCUGGACUCUAUAAACUAGACAUAAUUGGUGUGAAAAGGUCAUCAAAAACAUUCAGUGUUUCUGUCUAUGCUCGUCUUCCUGGUCCUAACAUUACCAGAGACUGUUCUUCAUCAUCAUCAGGAUCAUCAUCACAGCAGAAUUGUUCAUUGGUGUGUUCAGUGGUGAAUGUGAGUCAUGUGACUCUCUCCUGGUACAAAGGAAACAGUUUAUUGUCCAGCAUCAGUGUGUCUGAUCUCAGCAUCAGUCUCUCUCUACCUCUGGAGGUGGAAUAUCAGGAUAAAAACACCUACAACUGUGUGCUCAACAAUCCCAUCAGCAACCAGACUCAACAAAUCAACAUCAGUGAACUUUGUCACACAUGCGCAGGUAUGUUUAGUGAGUCAGUGUCAGUGAUGGAGGGAAAUUCUGUCACUCUAAACACUGAUCUUACUGAAAUACGUGAAGAUGAUGGCAUACUGUGGAAAUAUGGAGCUGAAAACACUCUGAUAGCUCAAAUCAACAGAGAGAACCAAAUCUUCUCCACAUAUGAUGAUGUUCCUGAUGAGAGAUUCAGAGACAGACUGAAGGUGGACCAUCAAACUGGAUCUCUGACCAUCACAAACACCAGAACUGAACACGCUGGACUCUAUAAACUAGACAUAACUGGUGUAAAGCCAAAAACAUUCAGUGUUUCUGUCUAUGCUCGUCUGGCUGUUCCUAACAUUACCAGAGACUGUUCUUCAUCAUCAUCGUCAUAUUGUUCAUUGGUGUGUUCAGUGGUGAAUGUGAGUCAUGUGACUCUCUCCUGGUUCAAAGGAAACAGUUUAUUGUCCAGCAUCAGUGUGUCUGAUCUCAGCAUCAGUCUCUCUCUACCUCUGGAGGUGGAAUAUCAGGAUAAAAACACCUACAGCUGUGUGCUCAACAAUCCCAUCAGCAACCAGACUCAACAUCUGGACAUCAGUCAACUUUGUCACACAUGUGCCGACUCAGAUUCUCUGACAGUGUUGAUCUCUGUUGCUGUUGCUGGAUCUCUGUUGAUUGUUGCUGGAUUUGGAAUCUUCUGCAUCUACUGGAAAUGUAGAAAAAUUGAUGAACAAGUUCAGAUUUGUGAAGAUGAGAUGACUUGUGUCGUUAUGACAAAUGAGCCAAAGCUCCACGAAAGAAAUGCCCAUGCAUCGUGUAGUUCCAUAAGAAGCCAUUUUUCUCUUAAAUGUGUAUCGCUGGCAUAGAAGACUUCUGAAAAGUUGAAGAGGAGGAUCAAGUAGUUAGAGUAUGUACCUGUAAGCAAGAGAAGAUGAUCAAACUUUAAUCUUUUUGCUAAUGUGAAAAUUUUUAAUAGGAAAUUCCUGUGACUAACUUAGAGUUCGAGUCUGUUGUAUCGAUAGUAAGAUUUAUUUUCACGGGAAUAUGCAUGUCUAUAUAUAUUCAUGACCUUUCAUGCCUUGAUACUAGUGCAAGUUUCAGUACUUAUUUCCAUAAUUAGCGGUGCUAGUAGAAGAGCUAUUCUUGUCUAUAUCACAUCCUAUUUUU